Paramacrobiotus metropolitanus is the source of this 1450-nucleotide messenger RNA. RefSeq names its product PR domain zinc finger protein 10-like. The coding region runs from base 133 to 1326 and encodes 397 amino acids. The record is from RefSeq and is a predicted model, not a curated record. The transcript is spliced from 4 exons. Gene Ontology annotation, cellular component: chromosome. Gene Ontology annotation, biological process: regulation of transcription by RNA polymerase II. Gene Ontology annotation, molecular function: RNA polymerase II cis-regulatory region sequence-specific DNA binding; DNA-binding transcription factor activity; chromatin insulator sequence binding. NCBI's taxonomy places the organism in Eukaryota, Metazoa, Tardigrada, Eutardigrada, Parachela, Macrobiotidae.
GGCUGCUUUACUGAGCGGAGUGGUCAGUACGGUGGUGACUACAGCCCCAAGCGCCUCCGGGGGAAGGUUCGCUGUUUGGAGUUAGACAAGGAGAGUGUCAAAAGGUACCUGCAGCGCACUGGACAUCCAUUGAUGACUUUAAAGGGAGCUUGGCAGCUCAAACGCAGUAUGAACGAAGAAUAUCCAACACAGAGCGCGACAGACUCGGACACUCUCGCCCCACCUCUUCCCGGCAGCGCCAAAGAAUCAUCUGACGAACCGUUAUUAUCAGUGCCGGCGGAAAAUCUGGAUGAGGCCCUUGAUUUCCUGACGAGAAAGGCGUUGCAGAUCCGUGUCUGGCCGCCUGUUAAUGCUUCACACGGGCACUUUCCAUGCACCGCCGGAUGCCCAAUCAAUUUCCGGCUGAAAAUCACUCAUGACAUUCACCACCUGCGGCAUCGCACCGACGGAAUUCUCCCGACAACGAGUGGACAGCGGAUUGUGUGCCCCGAGUGCGACCACCAAGCGGAAGAUUGGCCGGCACUGAUUGAUCACGUGGAUGCGGAGCAUUAUUCCCUGUCGGACGAACAACCGGAAAAAAUGCAGAAAAAGGCUAACGAGAAGACUAAACGUUACCGCGGUACCGAUCGUGCGUGCAGAACCUGUAAAAUGCAGUUCGCGACAUGUGCGGUGCAGCAGGUGCAUGCGUUGCAGCAUCGCGCAGACUUUGGUACUUUCGAUAAAGAGACCGCAGAGGUGCAGCAGUGUCCACUUUGUACCUUCUCCACGGGGAACGUCCGGACACUGGUAGAGCACGUGGAUAACUGUCACGCACGGAAAGAUCUGCACGUCUGUCCGCGAUGUCAACGCUCCUUCGUGACGUUCCAACGACUGGAACGGCACAUUCAGCAGAUUCAUCUGUUGGAUGAUGCCGAGAAGCCGUAUGAGUGCCCCACGUGCCACCGGAAGUUCACCGGCAAUACUUAUUACGUCCGUCAUAUGAGGACGCACCAUGGCAAUACCGUCAAAUGCCUGUAUGCGAGGAGACAUUUCCCACCACCGUACCACUGUACAAUCAUUUCAAGCAGUCGCACUCGGUGGACGGGAUGCUGCUGUGCACGCUGUGUGAUAAAAAAUUCCCGGCCACCUGCAAAUACAGCUUCCGAAACUUCCGGCACCAUCUGCGCCGCAUGCACCGCGAUAUCGGCCAGUUCCCGUGCGACAUCUGCGGGAAAGUCUUCAAGCAGAAGCAUGGAAUGCAGAAACACCGGGAAUUCGUGCACAAGGCGACUAGGGAUAUGGUCUGUGAAUGCGGGAAGAGUUUCUUCUCUCGUCGCCAUUUACUGAAUCACAAAGAGCGCGUGCAUGCGGAAGGGAAGGUGGAUCUUCGGAAAAACCCGGGUGCCGGGGAGAAGAAACAGGCUGUGACGAAAGACUACGUUCCCCCGCAGAAAACGAAGCACUACACCGA